Molecule: messenger RNA, 3723 nt
Organism: Anguilla anguilla (European eel)
Lineage: Eukaryota; Metazoa; Chordata; Actinopteri; Anguilliformes; Anguillidae
Product: pro-resilin-like
Exons: 2
Coding region: 1820-2752 (310 amino acids)
Source: RefSeq, a predicted model, not a curated record
GUGUAGUCUAUUAGCCGGUGCAGUCUAUUAGCCGGUGCAGUCUAUUAGCCGGUGCAGUCUAUUAGCCGGUGCAGUCUAUUAGCAGUGGAAUAUAAUAGCCAGUGGAGUGUAUUAGCAGUGUAGUCUAUUAGCCAAUGGAAUGUAUUAGCCUGUGCAGUGUAUUGGCAGUGUAGUCUAUUAGCCAGUGCAGUGUAUUAGCAGUGGACUUAUUUACUCUUCUUCGUUGCCCUUGCAUUGCAAUUGGCAGUUUUUAAAUGCAGUGCAUUAGCCUGGACCAGGCUUGGGAUCAUGUAAUGUCCUGUAUUUUCAAAUAGUGGAUCUGUUUGUGAAAUUACAGGUGUGAAUACUAUGCCUUGCAUAUUAAGUACUGAACAAAUGUUUAGAAUGCUUGCAAAUGCUCAUUAUUCAUGUAUCUGAUUACCGGGCUUUGCAUAUAGACGGUUUGAAGUGGGGUUAAAUUCAUUUAAUUUCAAAUGCAAAUAUGUCCGUUGUGUUCUGUGCAGUCAUUCAUGAACAGUGUUCGUGUGUGCAAAUACAGAGCAUUUAAGGCGUGAGGUGGAGCUAUACAAAUACAAAACAAAUUCACUGUCUGGACGAUGCAUCAGAUUAAAACAAUGCCUUCUUGUGAUGUUAAGCUUUAAAACCACUGAGAAAAAUCAGUACUGCAUGUGUUAACUGCUAAAGGUCUGAAUCCCUUUGUGCUCAGUGACUCAACACAGUGGUGUUCCUGUGCUCUCAUCCCCAAGGGCAGUAUGUGCACUUUGAGUGCUGGCUCUCAUCCACUGUAUUCUGCGCUGGCAAAGCCCACAAGUUACUGUAUCAGAAGUGUCUGCGAAAUUAUUUUCUGUUUCUCAAAAUGGCAGCUUCUUACGGCUGCAAUUCAGUGGCUCUUUAGCCUUUGUCUCUAAGUAGGGGGCGUGGCCUGCUUAAUGGAUCAUGAAUUAUUCAGAAGGGCUGAGAUGCUGUGCUGAAAUCGCUUGUGUUUUCUAGGUCGUCUGAGUUUAGGGCCAGCUUAAACUGAGCGCCCCUGCCCUCUCCUCAUCAGGAAGAAGCUCCAUUAUUAUGAUAUAUAUAUUUUUUUUUUCACUUCUCUUAAAUUGAGACUUGAUUCCUAGAGUUAAAUAACCAAGUCUGAGGCCCAAAUAGGUGUUUUCUAGGCCAAGUACUGUUCUCAGAACAGUUCUGCUGUUGUUUUUCAGCUUGUAACAGAUUUAUGCAGAAGGGAUUUGUAUGCGCUGGCUGUGCUUCAGCAUGGCGGACUCUGACCAUACAAAGCCAUGAAGCCGCAGUGUUUAUUCUCAGGGUGAAUGUGACUCAGUACCUGGAUCCUGCUGUGCUCCUAAUGCCCUCUUGGCAAAAGAAUUGCAUUUAUAACAUUUCUGUUUAUUAUAAAUUAGUCUCUCUCUCUCCUGAGUUCCCAUUUCUCUCCCUCUCUUUUUUUCUUUAUUCCUUGCUUUUUCUCUCCUCCUCUGUCCCAUUCUCAUCUUUCUACCUUUCUCCUCAUUCUUUCACUCUCCUUUUUCUCUUUUACUACCCCCCCCCCCCCCCCCCCAGCUUUCUCUGUCAGAUUAAAUGGCUUUAUUGGCAUAGCAGUGAGGCUGGCCAUAAGCACUGCAGCCCAUGCAGUCCUGUACAGUACUGGUUUGAGGUCCUGGUUUGAGUGGCGGGGUGUUCCUCUGGGUGAGGGUGAGGGUCUGGGCUGAGGUUUGGGGUGCUCCUCUGGGUGAGGGUGAGGGUCUAGGCUCUGAGGUUUGGGGUGUUCCUCUGGGUGAGGGUGAGGGUCUGGGCUCUGAGGUUUGGGGUGUUCCUCUCAGUGAGGAUGAGGGUCUGGGCUCUGAGGUUUGGGGUGCUCCUCUGGGUGAGGGUCUGGGCUCUGAGGUUUGGGGUGCUCCUCUGGGUGAGGGUCUGGGCUCUGAGGUUUGGGGUGUUCCUCUGGGUGAGGGUCUGGGCUCUGAGGUUUGGGGUGUUCCUCUGGGUGAGGGUCUGGGCUCUGAGGUUUGGGGUGCUCCUCUCGGUGAGGGUCUGGGCUGAGGUUUGGGGUGUUCCUCUGGGUGAGGGUGAGGGUCUGGGCUCUGAGAUUUGGGGUGUUCCUCUGGGUGAGGGUGAGGGUCUGGGCUCUGAGGUUUGGGGUGCUCCUCUGGGUGAGGGUCUGGGCUCUGAGGUUUGGGGUGCUCCUCUGGGUGAGGGUGAGGGUCUGGGCUCUGAGGUUUGGGGUGCUCCUCUGGGUGAGGGUCUGGGCUCUGAGGUUUGGGGUGUUCCUCUGGGUGAGGGUCUGGGCUCUGAGGUUUGGGGUUUUCCUCUGGGUGAUGGUGUGGGCUCUGAGGUUUGGGGUGUUCCUCUGGGUGAGGGUGUGGGCUCUGAGGUUUGGGGUGUUCCUCUGGGUGAGGGUCUGGGCUCUGUGGUUUGGGGUGCUCCUCUGGGUGAGGGUCUGGGCUCUGAGGUUUGGGGUGUUCCUCUGGGUGAGGGUGAGGGUCUGGGCUCUGAGGUUUGGGGUGUUCCUCUGGGUGAGGGUCUGGGCUCUGAGGUUUGGGGUGUUCCUCUGGGUGAGGGUCUGGGCUCUGAGGUUUGGGGUGUUCCUCUGGGUGAGGGUGGGGGUCUGGACUCUGAGGUUUGGGGUGCUCUUCUGGGUGAGGGUGAGGGUCUGGGCUCUGAGGUUCAGGGUGUUCCAUUGCGGGGGCGCCGUGCUUUUCCUGUCCCCUUUGCCUCGGGGGCAGGGCCAGGCCAGCAGGAUUCCCGCUUCCGGCCCGAUUAGGAUUCUGCAGAGGAAGUGUCCCACCAGAGGCCCAGAGCGAGAGAUGCAGUGGGUCUGCGUCACCACCAAACAACCCCCCCCCCCCCCCUUUUCCUUUCCCAAAAAAGGAAACCACGCUGUACUGAUCAUAGCCCCACUGCUGGGGGCAAAGAAACUUUAAAAUGUACGUAAGUGGCUAUAAUGUACCAAAUUAACGUUACUGAUGGAAUCAAGAAAUAGGUUCAAUUCUGAAGAUGGCCUCUAGAAUGUCAUGCAGUUGUGCAAAAAAUUAAAUGGUACUGCAGACACAAAGGUCUACAUAGCUCCUGAAAAUAGGACAAACAGAAUUUGCUAGUUGAAACCCCUGGUGAAUGCACAGGGCACUUUCAUUGGUCUACAGUGAAGUGAUAGGGUUAGGGUUCAGCAUGGGCUGAAAGCUGGCUGGUGUGCUGCUCUCAGCUCUGCGCCGUGCCGUAAGAGUGAUGUGGAAGCCAUGGAGCGCCGCGCUGCUUUAGCGCCUCUUAUCCGUGCUGGCGAGCUGGGGUGGGCGGGGCUUAGCUCUGGGCUCUAUCUCCAGCCCCGCCUCUAACGGCUGUUUGACCAGUGGGAGUUGCCCCACUGGUCAAAGUUGGAGCUUCACUCCAGAGGACCUCCUGCCCUGAAAUUCAGCUGCUGUUGAUUCUCAUGGAAGAGACUUUAUUUCUUGCCUCCCCUGGAUUAAUCCGGAUUUCUGCAAUUGGGCAUCCUGGGUUGAUCCAGAGACUCGAGUGAGUUUCCCUAAAGCAGGGGUGUAAAACUGCAGGCGCAGAAGGCCACAGUGUCUGCUGCUUUUCCAUGCGUUUCAGCGCGAGUGAUGAGACCUUGAUAGGUUUUCUUGGACGGUUUAGCUAAUCUGAUCGUAAAGUGGGCUGUGGCCUAGAAAGUUAAGGAGAGAGAGUGAGAGAUGGAGCAAGGGAGCGAGAGAGGAAGGGAGUGAGAGAGGGAGGGAAGGA